CGCGAUCUGUCACCACUGUCACAUAAAAUUACGUGAAUUCGGAAAUAAAAUUCAAGGCUCGUGAAAAAUAAACACUCCGCGUUUGUGAUGCACUUACCAAGAUAAUAAAGUUCCGCGCCGAAAACGGCAAACAAAAAACAAAUUCAUGUAAAAGUCGGGUCUUUCGACAAACUUUUGGUUGAAAAGUAAUUUCAUUGUGAAAAUAAAAGGACUCGCACGUUUCGCGUUUGACAGACGAAGUGCAAAUUAUUAUCGCAGAUUUUCGUCGUGAAAAUAAAAGGAACCUCACGAUUAGUGUUUGGAAAACGAAGCGAAAAUUAAAAUCGCCUAAGUUCCAGUGUUUUUCACUAUUUUCAUUUGCGAACAAUAGAAUGCCGCUGAUGUCCCUGUUUCAGAUGAAUUUUCGAGCGUUUCUGGUUCUUGCAUCAAAAAUAUGGACAUGCAUUUGUUACACGUUCACCAGGCAGGUGAGAGCUUAUCAACCUGUCAAGUACGACAUAUUUCCGUUAUCGCCGGUGUCACGUCAUCGACUCAGCUUGGUCCAGCGCAAAACGUUGGUACUCGAUCUGGAUGAGACACUUAUCCAUUCACAUCAUGACGCAAUGCCCAGGAACAAUGUCAAGCCUGGCACACCGCACGACUUUACGGUGAAAGUGACGAUCGACAGACAUCCUGUGCGAUUUUUCGUUCACAAACGACCUCAUGUGGACUACUUUCUUAGUGUGGUAUCGCAAUGGUACGAUCUGGUCGUAUUUACCGCAAGUAUGGAAAUUUAUGGUGCUGCUGUUUCUGAUAAACUAGACGCCGGUAGAAAUAUACUGCACAGAAGAUAUUAUCGUCAGCACUGCACUCCCGACUUUUCAUCAUACACCAAAGACCUAACGGCCAUCAAUAACGACUUAAAUAAUAUUUUCAUCAUAGACAAUUCACCGAACGCGUACCGCUGUUUUCCGAACAAUGCUAUCCCAAUAAAAUCGUGGUUUUCGGAUCCUAUGGAUAUAGCACUAUUAUCCUUGCUGCCGCUGCUAGAUGCGCUUCGAUUCACAAAUGACGUGAGAUCGGUGUUGUCAAGGAAUUUGCAUUUUCAUCGUUUAUGGUAGCAGAAUAACGCACAUCUAUACCACUAGUGGUGCUGUGUGACGUAGAUCGAUUUAUUUUCAAUUUUAGUUUUUACAUUUAAUCGUUAAAAUCAAAUUAAUUUAUUGAAAAUUUUGUAAUUAUUGAAUUUAAAAAUUGAAAAAGAAGAAGAAGAAAAUGUCAAAAUGGACAAACCAUACAAAAUGUAUAAUGCCACCGGGCACCUACUAUGCGGUACCGUCUUAUCAAUUAUAUCUAGAAAUAAAAACUCAUCGAAAUCACAAUAA
This is a messenger RNA of Bradysia coprophila, 1364 nucleotides long. It is a transcript of the gene Dd, whose product is annotated as CTD nuclear envelope phosphatase 1-like protein dullard. The record is from RefSeq and is a predicted model, not a curated record. NCBI's taxonomy places the organism in Eukaryota, Metazoa, Arthropoda, Insecta, Diptera, Sciaridae. Gene Ontology annotation, molecular function: phosphatase activity.